Molecule: messenger RNA, 706 nt
Organism: Caenorhabditis sp. 36 PRJEB53466
Lineage: Eukaryota; Metazoa; Nematoda; Chromadorea; Rhabditida; Rhabditidae
Source: the annotation of a GenBank genome assembly
AUGAGCAACACUUGCCGCAUUGUGCUCCUCCUCCGAUUCGUGCUCUCCGUCCUCCUGCUCGCCCAGCUCAUCGCCGCCAGUCCUCUUCUGGUAGUCAGGAGAGUGCAGUCGCCCUACCUUCAGGUCCGUACUUUUUUUCUCCUCGUCCGCCCACGCACUCGCUUUUUGCAGACAAUGGAACAGCUGGAACGACUGAUCGACGAGGAGCGCGACGCCCGCGAAUCCCAAUCGCUGCGGAGGUAUCGGAAGAGCGUGCCCGACGGCUACUUCAACGAGUUCACCGUCAACGCGCCCGACCUCGCGCUCCUCGACCGACACCGACGCGGCCAGCCGAUUUCCGAUUACACCGACGAGUUCAGCGCCGAUCCAUUCGAGGUUGGUUUUCACCUGUCGCUCGACAUUUCCAAUCGAGCCACGAAUAGCAGCUGUCUUUUGAGCUCUAGCACCGAAUGUUUACGGUAGCCGGCUGUGAAACGCAGUCUGCACUUUUACGUGAUCGUGUUUGCGGCAAAUGUGCCGGACGCAAAAUUUCGCAGCUUUUAGAGGAUAAUGAGUAAAGUCUAGCACAUUAUCCGCACACAUCAUCAAGGCAAAAUCAUGCUUCAAAUAAUCAUUUCCUGGCAAAGUGCAAACGUUUUCUCCAAACCCACCAAGGUUCAGAUUUCAGUUUCCGAUGCGAUCUCUCAAAAAGCCUCGCAAGCAGUGA